Molecule: messenger RNA, 1912 nt
Organism: Micropterus salmoides (largemouth bass)
Lineage: Eukaryota; Metazoa; Chordata; Actinopteri; Centrarchiformes; Centrarchidae
Product: protein SET-like
Exons: 8
Coding region: 152-958 (268 amino acids)
Biological process (GO): nucleosome assembly
Cellular component (GO): chromatin; nucleus
Molecular function (GO): histone binding; chromatin binding
Source: RefSeq, a predicted model, not a curated record
ACAAGCGUGUGAAGCUGCGCUCAUUCUUCCUUAUCGUGGGCUUGGAGACACGCACUUUAUGUAAGGUGGAACUAACUUUUAUCCUCCAGAGAAGAGUUAUAAACCACCCGGAAUAUUCAUCUGGUAAAACGUGUAACGGCAAACGAUAAUCAUGUCGGCCUCAUCGGCGAAAGUCAGUAGGAAGGACAAUUCAAAUCACGACGGAGCUGACGAGACCUCUGAAAAAGAGCAACAGGAAGCAAUUGAACACAUUGACGAAGUACAGAAUGAAAUUGACAGACUUAACGAACAGGCAAGUGAAGAAAUCUUAAAAGUAGAGCAGAAGUACAACAAAUUACGCCAGCCAUUCUUCCAGAAGAGAUCAGAACUCAUAGCCAAAAUCCCCAACUUCUGGGUCACAACAUUUGUCAACCAUCCACAAGUUUCAGCUCUUCUUGGGGAGGAGGAUGAGGAAGCUCUUCAUUACUUGUCAAGGGUGGAGGUCACAGAGUUCGAGGAUAUCAAGUCUGGAUAUAGAAUAGAUUUUUAUUUUGACGAGAAUCCGUACUUUGAGAACAAAGCCCUCUCCAAAGAGUUUAAUGUAAAUGAGAGCGGAGAUCCAGUUUCCAAAUCAACUGAAAUCAAAUGGAAAGCUGGAAAGGACCUGACGAAGCGUACAGGCCAGACGCCGAACAAAGCUGGGAAGAAAAGGCAGCACGAGGAGCCAGAGAGCUUCUUUACCUGGUUUACCGACCACUCGGAUGCAGGAGCUGACGAGCUGGGGGAAGUGAUCAAGGAUGACAUCUGGCCUAACCCGCUGCAGUACUACUUGGUCCCUGACAUGGAAGAUGAGGAAGGUGACGGCGAUGAUGAUGAUGAAGAGGAGGGUCUGGAAGACAUUGAUGAGGGGGAGGAAGAGGAAGAUGAAGAUGAGGAUGGUGAUGGAGAAGAUGGAGAGGAUGAUGGUGAGGAUGAUUAAACAUUUCAACCAACACCACAUCCCAGGCCUCCCUCUGCGAUCAUCCUGCAACCUACGGGAGCAAAAUAUUUUUUUGUUUUUUGGGGAGGGGGGGGGGGUGAGGGUGUUUGUUUAAAAAAAGAAAAGGAAAAAAAAAUCCUGUGUGUCGUCAGCGUGUCCGUCCUCUUCCUCUGCAGCCACGGCCUGUCCAUAGUGCCAUGUCUAUAGGCCAGCUCCAUACACAGCAGGUCUACAUGGGGUGCAGUGGGUUGGGGUGGGGGUGUCGGUGGCUCCUGGAAUCUCACCUGUAUUGUUUCUCUACAUUUCCCAAAGACAUGCAAAAGAAUUAAAAAAAAAUUUGUAGCAUUCUGCACGUCAUCCUACGUAGAUUUAAAAUACGUACAAUAGCAAUUUCUAUGUAAAAUAUGAAAUGACAGUUUCUGUUGGAGUUGUGAGUUCAAUAAAAAUAAGCCAUGGUGCAGUGAUGAUUUAAUCAUAGCAUCCUUAGCCACUUUAUAUAUAAAUGUAUAUUAUAAUAUAUCCAGUGGUGGGGGUACUAAGGCUUAUUAGAAGUUGCAUUUUCCUUUUGUGACUUAUUGUACUAAUGGAACUGAUUAAACGCACCAGCUCGUUCCUUUCAACCAUUGUAAAUGUUUUGGAAUAUUCAUGUAUCUUGGUAAGACCGUUGUUAAUUGUACACAGUUUAAUGGGGAGGUGUGGCAGGGCUUUGACAACAACUCUGGACGUCUGUUGAAGACAUUUUCAUUCUCUUGUUUUUCAGGCACUCAACAAAGUUUGAAAUGUACAUUUUUUUUAUAAAAACCUAAAAAUCAAAUUUUGAGCUUUGCUUAACCUUAGGUUUCUGUAGAGUCCUCUGUGGAGUCUGCAGCGUUUCUCCUUUUCCACUGGGAACCUGUUCACAUUAAAUUAAGUGUACCUGUUGCUUUGUUACAAUAAAUAAAUGUAUACAUGCUU